AUGUGUGAGACAAAUCGUAAACCAAAAAUAAUUGUUUUUGAUUUAGGUUAAAAAUUUUCUCUACUUUUCUCUUUUUUAUAAUUACUUUUUUUAAAGAAAUGUGUUACUACUAUUAUGUAUAGUAACUAUAGAAUAAAUAAAAUAACAAUUUCAGAUUAUACAUUAUGGCCAUUUUGGGUUGAUACUCAUGUUACUCCUCCUUUUAAAAAGUAAAUUGAAAAAUAUAAUUUUAACAAAAUAUAAUAUAAAUAUAUAAUUUUGUUAUUAUUGUUGAAAAUUUCUAUUGAAUUUAUUUAAGGAAAGCAAAUGACAUUAUAGAUUCUCAGGGCCAAAUUAUACAAUAUUAUAAAGAAGUACCUGAUAUUUUAAAACAUUUACAUGAAGAAGGAUAUGAACUUGGUGUUGCAUCUCGUACGUCAGAAAUACAAGGUGCUAAACAAUUAUUGAAUCUAUUUAAUUGGGACAAAUAUUUUAAAUAUAAAGAAAUUUAUCCAGGAUGUAAAGUAAAUCAUUUUUCUAAGAUUCAGAAAGCAUCUGGUAUUGACUAUAAAGAUAUGGUGUUUUUUGAUGAUGAACAUAGAAAUAUUGUUGAUGUAGGUAAACUUGGUGUUACUUGUGUAAUUGUUAAAAAUGGUGUGAAUCAUACACUUGUAGAAAGUGUUCUUAAAAAAUUUUAA
This is a messenger RNA of Heterotrigona itama, 677 nucleotides long. The record is from the annotation of a GenBank genome assembly. Lineage: Eukaryota; Metazoa; Arthropoda; Insecta; Hymenoptera; Apidae.